UAAUAUUUUGUUAUCUUUACUGAAACAAAUUCAUAACAUGUUAUAAAAUUUUGUAAUAAAUUUUGGCCAAAAUAUUUUUUGGUAAAGCAUUUCAUGGUAGGGAGUUGAAAGGGCAAAACUAGUUUAAAUGUUUUGUAAUCAAAACGACCUGGCACCGCGCCAACGUAUUCCAGAAAUAAACCGUGUGAAUCGCGUCCGACAUUUAUAUGAAAAUCACGUAAAACCGCGGUUAUUAUUUUAUUUAUGAUAAAUGGAGCGGCAGCAUAACCUGCACUCUAGUAUCCAUGGCUCCUUCAGGAGCAAGGACUCUUCCUCGACAGUUGAGAGUGAUCCGCGAGAAAAAAUCAAAGAUUGUCUUAGAAAAUUUAUAGCAUUUAUGUUUACUCAAGUGGGUGUUGGCGCCCUUGUCGUGUGCUAUGCGAUAUUAGGUGCUGCAAGUUUCAUGCACAUUGAGAAAGACAGUCCAGAUGAACAGCUGGAAAAUGUUAUCCAGUGGAGGCAAAAUUGUGUUGAACAGCUGUGGAACAUCACAAACAAAUACAAUGUCUUAAACUACACAGCUUGGAUGUCUAACAGUAACAAAGUUUUGAAAGACUUUCAAAACAAUGUUACAUCAGCGAUACAUUUGGGAUAUAACGGGCGAUCCUCAGAAGACAUAUGGUCAUUCCCAGCAGCACUAAUGUACUCAUUGUCAGUGUUCACAAUGAUUGGGUAUGGCAAUGUUGUACCCAAAACUGUCUGGGGGAAGAUUGUAACAAUUGCAUAUGCUUGUUUUGGAAUUCCGAUUUAUGUGCUUUAUUUCUGUAACAUGGGUAAAGUACUGGCCAAGACUUUCAAAUGGUUAUAUAUCACGGCUCAUGAAUGUAGUCGGAGAGAGGAUCCGUUGCUUGAAGAUGGAGAAAUACAACCCAUUAAGAAAAAGAUAACUGUCCCGUCCACUGCUUGCCUCUGGGUGAUUUCUUUUUACAUAUUGACUGGUACAAUUAUGUUUGGUGCUUGGGAGAAAUGGAACUAUCUAGACUCUACAUAUUUCUGUGUGAUUAGUUUAUGUAAGAUCGGUUUUGGUGACUUUGUUCCUGGAGCAAAUAUAGCAGAUUCCGCCGAGGGUUCUCACUUGAAGCUCGUCAUAAACUUUAUAUAUGUUUUGCUCGGUAUGGGUUUAGUGGCUAUGUGUUAUAACCUAAUGUGCGAAGAUGUUAGGGUUAAAGUGCGGGAGCUGAGAGAAGAUUUGAAGAACUGUUUGGAUGAUAUUACACUUAAAAUAACUGUUUGCAUGAAUGAUACUAAGUAUUAUCACCAGAGACAGACUAGAAAUAUAAAAUGAUGAACAUAGAUAUGCAUUUCUUUUAAAUGUUCCUUAUUAAAGUUUCUUGGAUUUGUAUAAAAUGAAAUAUUCAACACCUAUGUUGUAAUUUUGUUAAAUUAUUUGUUAAGCAGUAGUUUUAAAAAGUAAUAUUUUCG
This is a messenger RNA of Vanessa atalanta (red admiral), 1461 nucleotides long. Its product is annotated as TWiK family of potassium channels protein 7. The transcript has a single exon. Lineage: Eukaryota; Metazoa; Arthropoda; Insecta; Lepidoptera; Nymphalidae. Gene Ontology annotation, cellular component: membrane. The coding region runs from base 251 to 1324 and encodes 357 amino acids. The record is from RefSeq and is a predicted model, not a curated record. Gene Ontology annotation, biological process: potassium ion transmembrane transport; stabilization of membrane potential. Gene Ontology annotation, molecular function: potassium ion leak channel activity.